UGUGCUGUAAUGUUUAUAGAAGGUAAACGCUGACCAGAAUUUGCAGACUGUUUUUUUUUUCGCGUUUUAAAACUCUUCUCUCUAUUUUCUUUUUUCGUACCUGGCGGUGUAAGUAGUUCGUUUACAGAUCGGAGUGUAAAAUUCUCCUGGCGCAGGUCGAUAUGUGGAGAGUGAUUACCUGGAAUUUACCCAUUGUAACUUUCCUUCUGCUCUUAUUCGGGAAAGUGACUCAUCAAGGCAAGUACACCCGUCUGCUACUGAAACACCUGUUUGAGGAUCAGCCCUACAACGUCCUGGAAAGGCCGGUCGUGGACGAAUCGUCCAGCGUUAACGUCACGUUUGGUCUCACCCUACAACAGAUCAUAGAUGUGGAUGAAAAAAGACAAGUUAUUCUAACAAACGUCUGGUUGGAGUUGGACGAAAAGAACCAAAUUCUUUACGCAAGUAUUUGGUUAGACAUGACGUGGCGGGAUCCUAACUUAAUGUGGAACGCAGCGGAGUUUAAUAAUAUUUCAGAACUCCGAGUCCCCAUUAAAAAGAUAUGGCGACCAGAUAUUUUGAUGUACAACAGUGCUGAUGACCGGUUUGACGGAACAUUUCCUGUCAACGCCAUUCUGUUCAGUACUGGUGAUAUCAACUGGAUACCACCGGGAAUGUUCAAAAGCACGUGCAAAAUUAACAUAUUGUGGUUUCCAUUUGACGAACAAAGCUGUGAUUUAAAGUUUGGGUCGUGGACAUAUGCAAGCGUAGCGCUGGAUUUGGUGAUCAAAGAUCCUCGAGGUGGGGACACACAGUCAUUUAUUCGUAACGGUGAAUGGGAUCUGAUAGAUGUUCCUGUGAAACGCAAUACUCGAGUUUACGCCUGUUGUCCGGACAAGGACUACCCGGACAUUACGUUCACCGUACGCAUCCGGCGCCGGACGCUGUAUUACGGGUUUAACAUCAUCCUUCCUUGUGUCCUCAUCUCUUCCAUGGCCCUUCUCACUUUUAUUCUUCCUCCGGACGGCGGCGAAAAAAUCUCACUGGGAGUGACCAUUAUGCUAUCCCUCAUGGUGUUUUUACUGCUGGUGGCGGAAACUAUGCCCCCUACGUCGGAUGCUGUUCCAUUAAUAGGUAUUUAUUUCGCCCUCAUCAUGAUCAUGUGCUCCUUGUCCGUCAUGUGUACGGUCAUUGUACUCAAUUUCCAUCACCGUGGACCCGACACACAUCACAUGUCCAAAUGGGUAAACAAAAUCAUAUGUGAGUGGUUGGCUUGGAUAUUGAUGAUGGAGAGGCCCGGUAAAGAAAUCUCGCGUAAGACCCUUAUGCAGAACUCCAAACUCCGUGACAUAGAGAUGAGUGAUCGAACGUCGAAGAGCUUACUAGCUAAUGUACUUGAUCUGGAUGACGACUGUCCAGUUCCGGUUUACAACAAGAGCAAUGCCAGUACGUUAUCUCGACGAAUGGAAGACGGUAUGCCGACGGUGAAUCAUAGGAAUGAACUUCUUCUAAUCCUGAAAGAAUUAAAAAAAAUGACGAGUAAACUGAAAAAAGACGAUGAAGAAUCGGACAUUCGCAGUGACUGGAAGUUCGCCGCCAUGGUCAUUGACAGGCUGUGCUUAUGGAUAUUCACAAUUCUUACCCUGGUCUCGACUAUAGGAAUUCUGUGUGCUGCGCCUCAGAUUCAGUCGUAGAAGAAAAUGGGCAAUACCUUCCACGAGAUUCCUAAAGGUUUUCUUUGGGAUAUGUGGUGCAAGGUAGCCAGGCUUAGGUAUCCAUUUGGCUUGAUAAAAAGCCUUGGAUAAUGUAGU
Messenger RNA from Liolophura sinensis, 1790 nucleotides. Its product is annotated as neuronal acetylcholine receptor subunit alpha-7-like. The transcript is spliced from 10 exons. Bases 162 to 1673 code for a protein of 503 amino acids. Lineage: Eukaryota; Metazoa; Mollusca; Polyplacophora; Chitonida; Chitonidae. Gene Ontology annotation, molecular function: acetylcholine-gated monoatomic cation-selective channel activity; transmembrane signaling receptor activity. Gene Ontology annotation, biological process: monoatomic ion transmembrane transport. Gene Ontology annotation, cellular component: postsynaptic membrane. The record is from RefSeq and is a predicted model, not a curated record.